AUGAUGCCACCAGCCAGGCGUUUAAACGGACAAGGAACUCCGGCAGCCAGUGCUGGGCCUUGCCAGGUAAGGAUUGGGCUGAUGCAGAAACCAGGAGGUCUUGUUGACGACGUCGUUGCUAAUACUCCCUCCCACAUCCUCAUGCACACGUGCAUACACAUACAGAUACACAUGCCCACACACAUACGUUCGGCAGCACUUGGGUCUCUUUUUGACGCCAGGCCUUAUUCAACAUUGCAGCCGCCCGCCGCCCCAAUUCCCGCAAUAUGGCAAGACAUAAGUGCCGAGAUGUGCACGCCCAGUAAGCUAGGUUACUUGGUGUCACCAUGGAUGCAUUGGCAUGCAGGUACGUCGCAGUGA
Messenger RNA from Pochonia chlamydosporia 170, 360 nucleotides. RefSeq lists its product as hypothetical. The record is from RefSeq and is a predicted model, not a curated record. Lineage: Eukaryota; Fungi; Ascomycota; Sordariomycetes; Hypocreales; Clavicipitaceae. The transcript has a single exon. Bases 1 to 360 code for a protein of 119 amino acids.